GGUUCAUUUUUUGUCAUACAAGCUGCAUUUCAAAAUGCUGAAGUUAGACUUAAUAUGCAUAAAUUUAGUGCUACUUGUGUUAAAUUAUUUUUCAAAACACACAGAAUCUUACCAUGUACAAUACUCGAUGUUAGAAACCACAACUCUAAAAUCGGGCAGAAAAUCAAAUUACCAUAUAAUUAACUCGAAAAUCUUAGAAGAUCUUCAAACAGCAGAAUUAAACUUAAAUAUGAAUAUCCCGCAGUGUCUAUUGGGAUAUGAAAGACGUGGUGAGAUUUGUGUACCCAUCUGUGCAGUACCUUGUAGAUUACAUACGUUUUGCUCAGCACCAAAUACUUGUAACUGUGCGCAAGGUUACCACAAUGCAGGAAAUUCUUCUGGAGAAUGUGUGCCUGAGUGCAUGACAACCUGUGGGUCUAAUGCUCACUGUAGGAAACCAAAUGUUUGUGCUUGUAACACAGGAUACGUGCUGGUUGAUUUGCAAAAAUGUGUAAAGCGUUGCAGAUCCGAUUUCUUAUGGAAUGAUAUAGCUCAAGAUUGUAUACCUAUAUUGCCAGCGGCUUCUCAACUUAUUGCAGAAGAAAUGGAUUUGUACUUACCUGCCGUAAACGAAAAUGUAGCUUUAGUAUCUGAUAAUAAUUUAAACUUGCUAAGCCGGAAUAAUAGUUACCUGACUUUGAAUGCUGACGUUGUGACGAAUACAACUGAUGGCAAUGAUCUUGUCAACACAAAAAAUUGGUUCAAUAUUUCGACAUUUUUCGUGGGUUUUGGUACAAUAGUCACGAUAUGCCUUCUAUUGGUUAGUUUACAGUAUUACAAAAGAAUGGAUGAUGCCCUGCGAUUACCAAUUAUUCAAGUACCUGGUGAGCGUUACGGGGAUUAUCCAUUAGAUCGCAGUCAAAUAAUGGUGUAUUAGAAGUGAAUUUAAAGUCAAGUGUUAAAACUGUUUUAUAUAUUG
This is a messenger RNA of Teleopsis dalmanni, 958 nucleotides long. RefSeq lists its product as uncharacterized. The transcript has 2 exons. The record is from RefSeq and is a predicted model, not a curated record. NCBI's taxonomy places the organism in Eukaryota, Metazoa, Arthropoda, Insecta, Diptera, Diopsidae. The coding region runs from base 35 to 916 and encodes 293 amino acids.